Molecule: messenger RNA, 666 nt
Organism: Triticum dicoccoides
Lineage: Eukaryota; Viridiplantae; Streptophyta; Magnoliopsida; Poales; Poaceae
Product: transcription factor E2FB-like
Exons: 8
Coding region: 1-666 (221 amino acids)
Biological process (GO): regulation of transcription by RNA polymerase II
Cellular component (GO): RNA polymerase II transcription regulator complex
Molecular function (GO): protein dimerization activity; RNA polymerase II cis-regulatory region sequence-specific DNA binding; DNA-binding transcription factor activity, RNA polymerase II-specific
Source: RefSeq, a predicted model, not a curated record
AUGGAUCUUAUACAACAGCAAGAGACAAACAAACAGCUAGAACUAUACGCUGAAGAGCAGCAACAGGAGGAACUGGACUCAUCACAUGAUAAAGAAAGCAGGUUGGAUGAGGAAAUACGAGAAGUACAAGAGAAACUGCUGGCGCUCAAACUAAAUAAGGACAAAAAAAAGUGGUUGUAUCUUUCCAAGGAAGAUAUUUGUAAGAUUCCUCACUUACAGGGAUCCACUCUUAUUGCAAUAAAUGCUCCUCACGGAACCUGUGUUGAGGCUCCAGAUCCUAAUGCGGAUAUGGACAUCUGCAAGGACCUGGAAUCUCAAGAAAAGCAUUACCAGCUUCUCUUGAGAAGUUCAAUGGGUCCCAUUGAUUGCUUUUUGAUAAGUGACCAUCAGGGGGUAUCCGACCCAGAACAGGUGGCACAAGACAAUUUGGAUCAUGCAUCCACAGCUGGAGGUUCAGAUGCUCCAAGGCCGGUGGAUGAUCAUCCAAGUCAAGCUCCCGAAAAGGGAGAGGAUGACACUGUCGGCAAGCAUACAUCGGAACCAUCCAGUACACAUGAACCGAUGUCUGGCAUUCUGAAAAUCGUACUGCCAGAUACUGAUGUUGAGGCUGAUUACUGGCUCGCAUCUGACGUUGACGCUACCAUGACUGAAACAUGGGCCUCUUAG